CCGUGGUGUGGCUUCUCUUCGUGCCGGUCUUCUAGACGAUAUCGGGAACAUGGCGUCAAACCUGGGAGCAAGUGGAGGUGCUGGCCCAACUGGUCCUGCGCUUUUCGGUGACUCUCCGGACCCUUCCUGGUCCAGCCUUCGCGGCGAAGCCAUUGCCACGCCGACGGGUGCCGGAAUAGAGGAAAACAAAAGGCUGUGGGAUGCAGGUGCUGGUCCCCCACACACAGACGCAAAGCUCAGGCUCUUCGGGACCACAGGGGAGCCGAGGGUCGUGUUUUACCGAGAUACCGCGGCAUGGUGCCCCUACUGCCAAAAGUGGCAUGUGGCCGAUCUUCGUGCGGAGGUCGCACCUGAACUUGUUAAUUCUCCCAACGAUGUGCUUCUCUCUUCUUGCUCUGUCUGCGGUGCAUACGUCUUCUCGAACGAGGUAUGGCUCAUGCUCGAAGAGAAGCGGAUACCCUUUCGCGUAGAAAAAAUAAACAUGAGGAGCUACGGUGACAAACCUUCUAGCUACCUAGCCAAGGUUCCAUCCGGACUCCUACCCGCGAUUAGCCUCGACGGCGAACUGAUGACCGAGAGCCUCUCGAUCAUGCAAACCCUGGAGGCCACGUUUCCAGAACCACGACGCAUGCUGCCAGACCGCGAGUCUCCAGAAUUCCAAGAGGCGGUAAGGCUCCUCAAUCUGGAGCGUGAACUCUUCAGGUGGUGGUGCCAGUUCGUGUUUCGUUCAGGAGACUCAAGCCGGGGAGCUCUGGAAAAGACGUUGGAUGAGGUGAACUCGGCACUGGCUUCCUCUCCUGGACCGUGGUUUCUCCCGUCAUCCGCUUCUGAGGACGAAGCUGCCAACGGUAGCCCAGAUGACGGCUUCAGUCUGGUUGAUCUGACGUACGUACCGCAUUUGGAGCGUAUGGCCGCCUCCACGGCCUACUGGAAGGGUUUACAGCUUCGUGGAAACGAGAGGUGGCCUUCGAUCAAUCGCUGGUUCGAGGCCCUUGAAAUGAGGCCAGCGUACAUGGCGGGAAAAUCAGACUUCUACACCCACGUUAAAGCUAGAUGGACACAUUUGCUAUCUCAUCCGUGUUUCCCCUCACGCGUCGUGCUUAAAGACAUCCCACCGCAGUAUGGCGACGGCGUCUCCAUUCGAGGAGCGGAGGCGAUGAAAGCUACGAUUGAUGGAACCGAUGGUUCGUGGUCGUUACCUCUUGCGCCUCUCGACGCUACUCAAGGAUUGGAGCCUGUCUCGAGCGACAACAACCCCGGAGAAGAUGGAGCCAGGCACGAAGCGGCGUACAAGUUAAUAGGCAACGCCGAGGCCGUAGCGAAAUUUGCUUGCCGCGGCGCUGGAAGAGGAUCUGGAUGGAACCUGCUGCCUGGUCGAGCACCUCUUUCGGACCCAAACGCCACCCCUAACCUUGAAAUUUUGCCGGACGUGGACUACUGUUUACGUCGGGUAGCCUCUGCUCUACUGAAGGGGACUCUUGACGAAGACGAAGCUGCCCUCAAGCGCGGAGCAACUAGCAGCGGAGGCCACCCCGGGACAGCCGCCGCAGUUGAAGCCUCUUUGGUUUACCUCAGAGAUCGGGUCGGUGUACCAAGAGACAUGACUUAUCCGGCCGCCCGCCAACUGCGUGCCCACUUGAAUUGGGCCAUCAAGACCCUGAAAUAGGUCUGCAACUUUGCACGCCCA
Molecule: messenger RNA, 1687 nt
Organism: Ectocarpus sp. CCAP 1310/34
Lineage: Eukaryota; Phaeophyceae; Ectocarpales; Ectocarpaceae
Source: the annotation of a GenBank genome assembly